GACAGUGCUGGGGGAGUCUGAAGAUGGCGGCGUCGCGUCGCUCUCAGCAUCAUCACCACCAUCAUCAACAACAGCUCCAGCCCGCCCCAGGGGCUUCGGCGCCGCCGCCGCCACCUCCCCCCCCACUCAGCCCCGGCCUGGCCCCGGGGACCACCCCAGCCUCCCCUACGGUGGGUGGCCUGGCCCCCUUCGCCUCCCCGCGGCACGGCCUAGCGCUGCCGGAGGGGGAUGGCAGUCGGGAUCCGCCCGACAGGCCCCGAUCCCCGGACCCGGUUGACAGUACCAGCUGUUGCAGUACCACGAGCACAGUUUGUACCGUCGCCGCAGCUCCCGUGGUCCCGGCUCUUCCUGCCUCAUCUGCCGUCGGGGUCGCUCCCAGCCCAGCCGGCGGUGGCAGUAACAAUUCACCGUCGUCCUCUUCUUCCCCGACUUCUUCCUCAUCUUCCUCUCCAUCCUCCCCCGGAUCGAGCUUGUCGGAGAGCCCCGAGGCGGCCGGAGUUAGCACCACAGCAACAUUGGGACCUGGGGCAGCAGGACCUGGGCCAGGGGUCCCAGCAGUGAGCGGGGCCCUCCGGGAACUGUUGGAGGCCUGUCGCAAUGGGGACGUGUCCCGGGUAAAGAGGCUGGUGGACGCGGCAAACGUGAAUGCUAAGGACAUGGCCGGCCGGAAGUCUUCUCCCCUGCACUUCGCUGCAGGUUUUGGAAGGAAGGAUGUCGUAGAACACUUACUGCAGAUGGGUGCUAAUGUCCAUGCUCGUGAUGAUGGCGGUCUCAUCCCGCUUCAUAAUGCCUGUUCUUUUGGCCAUGCUGAGGUUGUGAGUCUGUUACUGUGCCAAGGAGCUGAUCCAAAUGCCAGGGAUAACUGGAACUAUACCCCUCUGCAUGAAGCUGCUAUUAAAGGAAAGAUCGAUGUAUGUAUUGUGCUGCUGCAGCACGGAGCUGAUCCAAACAUUCGGAACACUGAUGGGAAAUCAGCCCUGGACCUGGCGGAUCCUUCAGCAAAAGCUGUCCUUACAGGUGAAUACAAGAAAGACGAACUCCUAGAAGCUGCUAGGAGUGGUAAUGAAGAAAAACUAAUGGCUUUACUGACUCCUCUAAAUGUGAAUUGCCAUGCAAGUGAUGGGCGAAAGUCAACUCCUUUACAUCUAGCAGCGGGCUACAACCGAGUUCGGAUCGUUCAGCUUCUUCUCCAGCAUGGUGCUGACGUGCAUGCAAAAGACAAAGGUGGACUUGUUCCUCUCCAUAAUGCAUGUUCAUAUGGGCAUUACGAAGUCACAGAACUGCUACUAAAGCAUGGAGCUUGUGUUAAUGCUAUGGAUCUCUGGCAGUUUACCCCACUCCAUGAGGCUGCUUCCAAGAAUCGUGUAGAGGUCUGCUCUUUGUUACUUAGUCAUGGUGCCGAUCCCACUUUAGUCAACUGCCAUGGCAAAAGUGCCGUGGAUAUGGCUCCAACGCCUGAGCUCCGGGAAAGAUUGACUUAUGAAUUUAAAGGUCAUUCUUUACUACAAGCAGCCAGAGAAGCAGACCUAGCGAAAGUUAAAAAAACACUUGCUUUGGAAAUCAUUAAUUUCAAACAACCACAGUCUCAUGAAACUGCACUGCACUGUGCUGUGGCCUCCCUGCAUCCCAAACGCAAACAAGUGACAGAAUUGUUACUUAGAAAAGGAGCAAAUGUUAAUGAAAAAAAUAAAGAUUUCAUGACGCCCCUGCACGUUGCAGCAGAAAGGGCCCACAAUGAUGUCAUGGAAGUUCUACAUAAACAUGGAGCAAAGAUGAAUGCACUGGACACCCUUGGUCAGACUGCUUUGCAUAGAGCUGCCCUUGCCGGUCACCUGCAGACCUGCCGCCUGCUACUGAGUUACGGCUCUGAUCCCUCCAUCAUCUCUUUACAAGGCUUUACAGCAGCACAGAUGGGGAACGAAGCAGUGCAGCAGAUUCUGAGUGAAAGUACACCUAUACGCACUUCUGAUGUUGACUAUCGGCUCUUAGAAGCAUCUAAAGCCGGAGACUUGGAAACUGUGAAGCAACUUUGCAGCCCUCAGAAUGUGAAUUGCAGAGAUUUAGAGGGCCGGCAUUCUACACCCCUACACUUUGCGGCAGGCUAUAACCGUGUGUCUGUCGUGGAGUACCUCCUACACCAUGGUGCCGAUGUCCAUGCCAAAGACAAAGGUGGCUUGGUGCCUCUUCAUAAUGCUUGUUCAUAUGGACACUAUGAAGUAGCUGAGCUCUUGGUAAGGCAUGGGGCUUCUGUCAAUGUGGCAGACUUAUGGAAAUUUACCCCUCUACAUGAAGCAGCAGCUAAAGGAAAAUAUGAAAUCUGCAAGCUCCUUUUAAAACAUGGAGCAGAUCCGACUAAAAAGAACAGAGAUGGAAAUACACCUUUAGAUUUGGUAAAAGAAGGAGACACAGAUAUUCAGGACUUACUGAGAGGAGAUGCUGCUUUGUUGGAUGCUGCCAAGAAGGGCUGCCUGGCAAGAGUGCAGAAGCUCUGUACCCCAGAGAAUAUCAACUGCCGAGACACCCAAGGCAGGAACUCAACCCCUCUGCACUUGGCAGCAGGCUACAAUAACCUGGAAGUAGCUGAAUAUCUUCUAGAGCACGGAGCAGAUGUUAAUGCCCAAGACAAAGGUGGUUUAAUUCCUCUUCACAAUGCAGCAUCCUAUGGGCAUGUGGACAUUGCAGCGUUGCUGAUAAAAUACAACACAUGUGUAAAUGCAACAGACAAGUGGGCAUUUACUCCUCUUCACGAAGCAGCCCAAAAAGGCAGGACACAGCUCUGUGCCCUACUCCUGGCACAUGGUGCAGAUCCAACUAUGAAGAACCAAGAAGGCCAGACACCUUUAGAUCUGGCAACGGCUGACGAUAUCAGAGCUUUGCUGAUAGAUGCCAUGCCCCCAGAGGCCUUACCUACCUGUUUUAAACCUCAGGCUACUGUAGUGAGUGCCUCUCUGAUCUCACCAGCAUCCACCCCCUCCUGCCUGUCUGCUGCUAGCAGCAUAGACAACCUCGCCGGCCCCUUAGCAGAAUUGGCAGUAGGAGGAGCGUCUAACGCUGGGGAUGGCGCAGCAGGCACAGAAAGGAAGGAAGGAGAAGUUGCUGGUCUUGACAUGAAUAUUAGCCAAUUCCUGAAAAGCCUUGGUCUUGAACACCUUCGGGACAUCUUUGAAACAGAACAGAUUACACUAGAUGUGUUGGCCGAUAUGGGCCAUGAAGAGUUGAAAGAAAUAGGCAUCAACGCAUACGGACACCGCCAUAAAUUAAUCAAGGGAGUAGAAAGACUCUUAGGUGGACAGCAAGGCACCAAUCCUUAUUUGACUUUUCACUGUGUUAAUCAGGGAACUAUUUUGCUGGAUCUUGCUCCAGAAGAUAAAGAAUAUCAGUCAGUAGAAGAAGAGAUGCAAAGUACAAUUCGCGAACACAGAGAUGGUGGUAAUGCUGGUGGCAUCUUCAACAGAUACAAUGUCAUUCGAAUUCAGAAAGUUGUCAACAAGAAGUUGAGAGAGCGAUUCUGUCACAGACAGAAGGAAGUGUCUGAGGAGAAUCACAACCACCAUAACGAGCGCAUGUUAUUUCACGGUUCUCCUUUCAUUAAUGCCAUUAUUCAUAAAGGGUUUGAUGAGCGACAUGCAUAUAUAGGAGGAAUGUUUGGUGCCGGGAUUUAUUUUGCUGAAAACUCUUCUAAAAGCAACCAGUACGUUUACGGAAUUGGGGGAGGAACAGGCUGCCCUACGCACAAAGACCGGUCGUGUUACAUAUGUCACAGACAAAUGCUUUUCUGUAGAGUGACCCUUGGCAAGUCCUUUCUGCAGUUCAGCACCAUGAAAAUGGCUCACGCUCCCCCAGGCCAUCACUCUGUCAUUGGGAGGCCGAGUGUGAAUGGGCUGGCCUAUGCUGAAUAUGUCAUCUACAGAGGAGAGCAGGCAUACCCAGAGUAUCUCAUCACCUACCAGAUCAUGAAGCCGGAAGCUCCUUCACAGACCACGGCAGCUGCAGAGCAGAAGACCUAGUGAAUGCCCACUGGUAAAGGCCAGAUUGGAUUUAAACCUGGGACUGGAUGACAGUGGAUUGUUUUCAACAAAAUCAAUAUUCUAUAAAUCCCUGACAGCCUAGAAAUAAGCUGUUUGUCUUUUAUAAAGCAUUGCGAUAGUGAUGAAUAUAGUAUGAGUAACUGAUACAUACUCAACUGCUACUGUUCCCUUUGAGGAAAUGUUUACAGGGGCGGCCUUUUAACAUAUCUCAGGCUCAUUUUCAUUGUAGUUAUCCAUUGUUAAGACAGGAUUGCUUCAAUCUAGACUUGGAAAAAAAGAAAACAUAACCAGUACUUUCCCAGAUGUUCACAGUUCGCACACUACAUUUGCUUCGCUGCAUAUGGCACGUGUAUAUAGUAAAUGUACACAUACGCCAGGUUCAUUUCUCGUUCUUUCUGAACAUUCAUCGUUCAUUUUUUGUUGCUAUCGUUGUUGUUGUUACUUUGAAAAUGAGCCGAGCCUUCUUGAGGAUAUUUUGCACAAAGUCACACUGACUAAAAUCACUAGUGAUGUAACCCAAGCUUCUGGCUGAGCAAGGCUUAGUUUCCACUUUUUUUUUUUUUCCACUGAUUUAUUUUGUAUCUGUACUUCUUAUCAACGUAAACUGAGAUGGAAAGGAAAAGCACCACGUUUCAGUUUCCUUCUAUUGAUUGGCCAGUCUUACAAGGGAAAGGCACAAACAUCAACCUGAUUUAGGAGCUCCCAAGUUCAGAGCAGUCAAAGCCAACGAGAGCCACUCGCACUUUCCAACUCAGGCCUUCCUCCGACGUGUUCAGGACGGUGCUGGAGGGCCAGGAAGAGCCCAGCCAGCGAGAGGCUUGAGUGAUGCUGUUGUGACGUUCAGAGGGGAGACCGCCAGGGAGGCCCGUGAAUCCAGGAGAAGCAGCAUUACGACACAUGAGGGGCCUGUGGUGCGAUAAUAGGACCACAGAAAAGGACAACGAGGGCUCCUCACAGAAAACACGACUUCUCUCCACUUAACCCGCACCACCAGAAUUGUCGCCCCCAAAAUUAGCUGCCUUAUUUCCAAAUUCAGUGGAAUUAUUGUGCUGCGUUAGAGUCUCAAAACAAUUACUUUAUUGUUUCUCUAGUUUAGAAAGCUGGGAUUCAAAUCCUGUGUAGUCACUAGAUAGGCACAGAUGCAAGAACUUUUUUGUUUACUGCAGAUUUGGGGUUUAUUUUGAGUGAGGUGCUUCCGAUAGUUUGUGUAGGUCCCUGCACUAAAUUUUUGAACCAUUUUCUCAAACUUCUUAGUAGACAAGGAGAACAAAAAUGGAAACCAAAGCUCUUUCAGUUAUUUUUUAAAUGAAAGUGGAGAAAUAACCAUACUGUUUCUUCCUGAAAUCACUACUUUGUUUUGCUUUUUUUCUCAACAUUUGUCAAGUGCACAUUGUUACUUGUAAAAAAUUAUCCAUUACAGUUCUCACGCUUGCCCUUUUCACCUUAACUGAAUAUUGAAUUAAGUGCAUUAACUUACUUACUUUGACAUGCUAUGCGUCUACUCAGCUUCGAAGCAAAAGUAAUAUAAAUGUGAUGGAAAAAAGGAAAAACAGUGUGACGCAAACUUGCCAUUUCAACUUAAAGUCCUGAAAACUAACUUGCUUGUUUGUUCUUUAAUACAGGCUGAUUAAGCUGUGACCUCAUUUAAUCUCCUGAGGAAAAAUAAAAUGGUUACAUGCAAAGAUUCUAGAAUAGGCUCUUAAAAUAUACAUUUUGCUUUCCUUUUGGCUUGAGUCCAAUGCUAGAACUAGACAUCGGGAACUAGUCUCGAGUUUUAUAGCUGAAUCUUGCAUGGGUCCUCAAAAUUAAAUCAAGAAUUAGCCUCAGUUGUUGCUUCUAUUGAAGUUUUAGUGACCCAAGCUGGGUGUUUGUGUCUUGGCUACUUGUUUAAUAGCACUAGAAUUCCACAUGAAGCUCUCAAGUUUGAUACCCAUUGAGGGCUUUUUUCCUCCCUUCCUUCUUUUUUGCUGUGUGUAACAGUGGGUUGAAGGAAUUGGCAUCUGUGUAGUUUUCAGUAGCUGUGAAAGUGUAUAUUACUUGCCUCCCCAAUUAGAUACAGUUUAAAAUGGUAAACACAGCUGUGAUUUUUAGUUACAUAAAAGGGUUAAUAUGGUAUAGAUCCCAAAAUCUUCAUAGCUUCAUUAAAAAGAUAAGCCACUACCCAACUGUGGUUAUAUGUUAUUUCCAUCAUACUAACUAGAUUAACGGAUGUGCCAGUUUUAAACUUCAGCCUUACACUUGAGAAGGUAAACUGUGGUUCAGUAUUUAAACCGCCGAUGUUACGUUUCUGAUGUUCUGUGUGCCAAGUAAAGGUACUGUGUGUAAGGAGGACAUUUGCUGUACUUCUUGUCUCGUAAUGAUUCAAGUAUAUAGUAGUUCUUGAAAGAAUGUGUACAUAUUAUUCAUCUGCUGAAGAGAAUGAGUUCAUUGAUGUCUCACAGGAGCCAAAUACAUUUUUUCAAAACUUGAAAACCAAAGGUCAUCAUGAGUGCAUUCAAGUUAGCAAAAGUUGAUUGCGUUUGGAAUUUCCACCCAUAGCAGUGUGAAAAACCCUUUGGAACUCAAAAGCAUGGCUUUAAGUUAGGCUAAAAUGCACUUAAUUUCUUGUAUACACACUGUAUAGAAACACUAGCAAGUGAGGACUUCCAGUGUGGCCUCCCCUGAGUGGCCCCUCUGUUUCCCAAACCAUAUAGAAGAGAGAAUCCAGACGCCUGCACCGGUUCCACCACAGGUCUGACAUCAAAGGGCUUCUAGACCUGAUGGCCCAGUUUGCUAGCUAUUGGCAUCAGUUAAGUGCUCUGGACUGGACACUUUCUCCUUGUACUUGGCCUCCUUCCCUUUUCCCCAGAUUGCUAGUCUGGAAUUAUAAUUAGCUCCAGCAAUUACCUUUGACCCCUCUCAUUUUCCUCCUUUCUCCAUCUUGAGUCUUGCAUAUGGCGACCGUACCUCUGUAUCCACUUCGCAACUAGAACUGGGUAUUAAGCCUCAUGUGCUCCGCUCAGAAGAUUCUGCCACUUUGUCAACAAAUGACAGCAUGGAACCCAGAGUUUUAAUUCUAUGCAAAAUAAUAGCAGUACAACCAGGAUUCUUCCUUACCUUUUCCUUCUUGGAAUUUGGAAUCUCUAGCUUUUCGGUAACAUAAGUAGAAUAAACAGUAUUAGGAUGUUUUUGUGAAAUGGCACCCUUGUGCUCGUUUGAACUUGAUGUUAGUGGCUACAGUAAUUUCCCUUUGCUCUCAAAAUAGCGAAGUGCAUUGAUAUAUGCAGAGAAAUGCCUGAAUGUGGCAAAUAAAGUAAUAUAGAUGAAUAUUCUAUUAUUAUAGCCUUUGUACAAAAAAAUAAACUUUUGGUGUAUGCUGGAAGACAGCAUUAGAAUACAAUGAGUUGUCUAUGUUUUUCUCUAUUUCAGUAAGUCUCCCACCUGCACAAAGGUUAUUGGCCACUGCUUACCCUCCCUUUUUUUUUUUUUUAACAUGUUUAUUGGAGUAUAAUUGCUUUACAAUGUUGUAUUAGUUUCUGCUUUAUAACAAAGUGAAUCAGCUAUACAUAUACAUAUAUCCCCAUAUCCCCUCCCUCUUACGUCUCCCUCCCACCCUCUCUAUCCCACCCCUCUAGGUGGUCACACAGCACCGAGCUGAUCUCCCUGUGCUAUGCGGCUGCUUCCCACUAGCUAUCUAUUUUACGUUUGGUAGUGUAUAUAUGUCCAUGCCUCUCUCUCACUUCAUCCCAGCUUGCCCUCCCUUUUAAAACGUGUGCACCUUCUGGAUUUCUGUAAUUGCUUUCAAACAGAGAUGGUAUGUAUUUUUAAGCACCUUUCCCCCAGUGUGUCCAGAUCCCAUUUGUACGAUAAUCUGUGAUAAACAGCCUUUUUUCUGUGUUUUCUGUUGGGCAGUUAUCUUGCAUAGAGCUAUAGAUUUUAGUCAUUCAGGCAACACUCAAAACUGACAUAAAGAUAGGGUUUCAUGUGUCAGAAAUUUACUUAAAGACUGAAGCUAAACUUCUUUGUUGUCAAAUCAGUGACAGAGAAAUGAAAAGACAGUGAUUGUGAAGAUAAUAUUUGCGCUUUGGCUGGACACGUCUAGCACAUGAAAAGGAAAUGCAUUUAAAAAAAAAAAAAAACCACCCUAAAAA
Globicephala melas (long-finned pilot whale) is the source of this 8158-nucleotide messenger RNA. RefSeq names its product tankyrase (gene TNKS). The record is from RefSeq and is a predicted model, not a curated record. Gene Ontology annotation, biological process: protein localization to ciliary inversin compartment. Gene Ontology annotation, cellular component: ciliary inversin compartment. Gene Ontology annotation, molecular function: NAD+ poly-ADP-ribosyltransferase activity; protein binding. NCBI's taxonomy places the organism in Eukaryota, Metazoa, Chordata, Mammalia, Artiodactyla, Delphinidae.